AAAAAACAAUAAUUUUAUAAUUUGUUAAUGUUUAUUUAUCAGUUUAAAAGGAACUUAAAAAUGAUAGCUUAUACUAUCUAUCAAUCAAAAAAGCUUAUUAAUCUGAAAGUAUUUUUUUUUUAAAAAAAAAUAAAAGCUUUAAUUCUAAAGUCUGAACUGAUUGUAAGAGAGAGAAGGAUAGAGAAAAAGAAACUAUUGAAGAUAUUACACUAAAUUUUGUUAUAUUGUUAAGAAAUAAUAAUAAUAAUAAUAAUAAUCAUAAUACGGCUAUAUCAAUAAUAAUAUAGAUAAUAAUUGAAUAUUUCCUGCUUUAGCAAAUUUCUCCAUGAAUUAGUAACUGAUCAACUUGAACGAAUAUUUUCGAAUAUGCAUAUCCUAUUGAUUUUCUUUUAUGAAUGGUAUUAGCGGUCGUCUCUGAGCUUGGAACACAACUAGACUUGUUAGCUACAACAGAAAAGUCAGUAGUUACUUUAUAACUAUUCGAAUACCAGAAAAAAAUGGAAGUUAUUUUAGCAGAAGAUAGUAAACCGAUCACUGUUUUUAACUCAGCUAUCGAAAUACUUAAUCAGGAUAUAACUAAGAUAAGGGAGAGUAGCGAUCUAAUUCAAGAUUAUGAUAAUAUUUUUGAAAAUUUACAAGAACAUACUAACAACACCACUGAUUUGUUAAAUAGUUCAAAAGGUUACUUGGAGAUAUUUCAGGAUAAACAAGCCGAAAUUAGGCAAUCCCUAAGCAGAAUAUCUGAAAAUAUUUCAUCCAAGAUUAAUAGCCAGUACGUUCCGUAUGCCAAGGAGAGAAAUAAAGUGAAGAAUGAUGAAGAUAGGAUGCAUAAAAGGCAAAAAUUGAAUAAAAUUACUCAUGCCUAUCAGGUUCUAAAUAAACAAAUCAAAGAAUUAGCUCAAUUCUGUUCUCUGAUGGAAAAAGACAAUCUAAAGAUAACAGAGGAUGCUGAAAUUCUUAAUGAAAAUAUGAGAAAGAUUCGUGAAGAGAUUGAACAAAAGAGGAUGGUGGCGGAAAAGCUGAAGAAAGAGGAGGAAGAUCGGAAGAAGGCGGAGGAGCUGGAAAGAAUACGAGUUGAGGAAGAAGAGAGGAAGAGAAAGGAGGAAGAGGAGCGGAAGAGGGAAGAGGAAGAAAAUCUUCGACUAGAACAAGAAAAGUUAAGAAAGAUCGAAGAGGAAAAGAAACGCAAGGCUUUGGAAGAGCGCUUAAAAAAAGAAGGCGAAGAGAGGGAAAAGAGAAAAAGGGAGCAAAAACGUCGACAAGAAGAGGAAAAAAAGAAGCAGGAACUCGAAGAGAAAAGAAGAGAUAGACGAAAUUGGCCCUCCCAUACAUAUACAAUAUCCAAAGAAGAAGAUAUGACUGCUACGGGAUUGGGUUGCCACCUAAAAGCUUUAGAGGAUGAUUUAUCAUUCGACAAUGUUACUUGCAGAUUGGAAGAAGACUUAAAUAUGAUUUCUCAACAUCCAUUUGACGAUAAUGCUGAUAUUGUCAGCAACAUACUCAACUUUCAGAUAAAGUGUACUAAAACAAUUAGAUUUCAAUAUCCAGUAAUUGUGUCAAUACCUCAUCAAUCCUGUCGGAAAGUAAAUACGAAAGAGAUAAUAGUAAGAUUAUUUACGAGCGAUGGAUGGAUUGACGUAAAUCCCUUAAACUCUAUUAACGAUUCGAAGAUAAUGGAAAGUCUAAAAUCAACCGAAGGAAAGAUUCCUCUCAUCCAUUGUCAACUCAAGUACCUUGAGCCGGUUGUAAAAGUGUGUGUAGUUCAUAGGCCUAGAGUUGAAAAAGAGAGAGUAAAGCCGGAUAAGGGUACAACUGUUACGUCGACAAUUGAUUCGCGAGUAUCAAUAAGGAUUCCAAAAAACUCUUUUGGUAAAAAAACUGAAGAAAUAGAGCUACAGAUACUACAAACUAAUAAAGAUGCUCGAGUCAGAUUAAGAAAAUUCUUUAAUAUGCCAGAAUCUUUCCUAGAAACGAGCGUGGUAUUGAAUUUGAAUAUGCCGAAUAUUGUAAAAAAUGGAGUUUUUAUCGGUAUGCCUUUCCCCGGUACCGCCUCUGUGAAAGCCAGAAAAACGAGUAAAGUAAAAACGCCAGGGGCUUCUUGUCAAGUUAGAGAAAAGACUCAGCUUAAUUUAGGAGAAAAGAUCGUUAUCGUUACAGAGACGGAAGACGGCUAUCACGUCAAGGAUGGUUUGACCUACGAGAUCGUUGAUGAUACAGUUGAAUUUCUUGUGAAAGAGAAGGUUAAGCGAAUAUUUCUAAUAACGACGACAAGCGAUUCUACCAGAGAUGAUAACAUCAAUAUUGCUCAAAAUAUAAAGAUUUUGGUAACUCAAAAGAAAGCGGCUAUUUUCCAAGUUAGCCAAAUAGUUGACAAUCCAAAUAAAAUUGCCAUAGUAUGCUCCAGUUCAGAUAACGUGAAAAGCGAACAAGCAGAUUUAGAAGGAGCAGGAUACUCGCUUAUUUCUGGUGAUUCGGAAAUAUGUGUAAAUGAGGGUGAAAGGCUCUUGUUAAACUUUACUAAAAAUGUCCAGUUUGAAGAAAAGAUUCCUGCUUUUUACUUUUUUCAAUGUAGAUCAUUUAAAGUGUACGCAUCAGUUAAAGUAGUUGAACCAUAUGCUCAGAAUGGACGAGAGUCUUAUUUCGGUAAGUUGCAAGUCCUUUCCUAUUGCAACCCUAAUGAAGCGGAAACCGGAAAAACCAAAGUGCAUUGCGAAAUUCAAGUGGACUUACCAAAGAAAAUGGAGAGGUGUCCAACACCCAAGAGGACAUCAUCUGUACCAAUAAGAGAAAAAGGACUUUUAAACCAAGAUUACUUUGAGAGAAUAGCCCACCAAUUAGUAACAAACUGGAAGAACAUAGCCGAAAGUCUCAAAUUAUCUACGGCUACAAUUGAUAGGAUUACAAAAGAGAAAGAUACGGAUGAGGAGAGAGCUUAUUCAGCUUUAAAAGCGUGGUAUAGUCUAUGCGCCAUAAACGACGAUUGCGUAAGACUUUUAGCUAAUUCUUUAAAAUUUUUAUCUUUUGGAUCAUCGCUUUCACUUCUUUUUGUUCACUUGAAUUGAAUAGCUACAACAGUUCAUUCUGGCAUUGGACGAAAAUGGAUACGCUCUAUUAGCAGAUGAUCUAGAAGAGGAGUAUGAGAAAAUACGUGAGGCCACGAAUAAACAAAGGCAAGAGAAAGUGCUAAAAGACAUCGUGCGAAGAGUUGUUGGGGAUUUCGAAGUGCAAAAACAAUGGAAAGAGUUGGCCAUUAAAUUGGGUUUGAAAGAUAAUGAGCUAAAUGAUUUAGAGAUUAUAGAAUCGAGAAGGGAACGGGUCAGUAGGGUACUUGAAGCCUGGAAGGAAAGAAAAGGUGCCGAAAUUCACUUUCUAUAUAAAGCGUUGAAGAGGGCUAAAUUACAUUCGGCAACACGUGAAGUUGAGAAAUUCUUAAGAUGAUGGACAAUGUAAUUCUCAUUAAAUAAAUAUAAAGCCAGAAUUAAAAUCUAUUAUUAUUAUAAUAGUACUUUUCAAAAGAAUGUUUACUUUUCUACUAAGUCCACAAGAAC
Molecule: messenger RNA, 3548 nt
Organism: Dimorphilus gyrociliatus
Lineage: Eukaryota; Metazoa; Annelida; Polychaeta; Dinophilidae
Source: the annotation of a GenBank genome assembly